UUUACUCUUCACAUCAAAGUGUUUUUUUUUACGCUUAUAUUGUGCCAUCUUGGUUGUUUUGCUUGGUGAAUUGUUUGUAGUGAAUUUGGGUUGUUGUUGGUUAUAUUUGUGGGUGUUGGCACUAAAUACACUUUUCUACAUUGUUAAUUGUUUGUAUACUUCUCUUAUAAAGACUUGGCCAAAUUUCAGGUUCGAACUCUAAGUAGUGGAAAAUGGCUUCUUCCGAGUCUAAUAAAAAAUCCAAUGUCCUUGAAAGCAACCAAGAUUUAAUCAGUAGUCUUCCAACUGAUCUGAUAGACGAGAUCCUUAAACGUUUACCUGUGUCCAUGGUAGCUAAGACGAGUGCGCUAUCAAGAAAAUGGAGGCGUAAUUGGUUGUCCCUUAAGUACUUUGUCUUUGAUAAAUCUUUCUGGGAAGAACAUAAAUCAAACACAAAUUUUGACUGGAAACGUAUCAAUGAAAUCAUUGGUAGUAUAUUGCUGUAUCACAAUGAUCCUGUUCAUGAGUUCUAUCUUCAUGUUCCAAACGAUCUUGAUCAUGAAUUUUACCUUAAUAUAAGUCAGUGGCUAUCUUUUCUCUCAAGAGCCGCGAUUAAAAAGAUCAGUCUUGUGAAUUUGGCUAAAGCUGAUAGCCUACCUGUUAUGCCUUCUCAUAUUUUCGCCUGCAAUGAGCUGGUUCAUUUGAAGAUUGUUAAUUAUGCACUGAAUCUGAAUGCUCCAAGUGACUGUAUAGGUUUUGCUUAUCUUCGGAAUCUUGAGCUACUGUCUGUUGAAUUUAAACAUGAUGUUUUCAGAAGUUUGAUCACAAGCUGUCCACGACUCACUCAUUUAAGGCUUAAAGAUUGCAUUGGAAUUACUAAUCUGGUUUUUGAUCAUGUACCGAUCCUUAAAAUUUUAAGUAUUCAAGGUUCUUUUGCAUCACUGGCUUUCAGAAAUACAUUCCAUCUUAAGCGCAUUUCACUAUCUUUGUCCCCAAUGGAAAACACUACUUACUUAGAAACUGUCAGCGCGAUUCUGGCUCUUGCAUUGCCGCCUGUUGAGCUUCAAUUCCUUCGAUUUGAUGGCCUCCUCUGUAAGGUUACUCCGAGUAAAAACGUUCUUCAGCACAAAUUUGACUACAACAACAAUUUUAAGCUUAGACACCUCCUGAAGGCAAAAAUUACAGGUAUUACUGGCUCAAGUUUGGAGCUCAAAUUGGUUGAAUAUAUUGCUGGUAUCUCAGUUAAGCUGAAAAAAUUUAUGUUUAAGUGUGCUAAACUUGACCCGAGCUCAGAGCUAAAGGUGUUGCGAGAGCUAUUGCAGUUGCCAAGAGCAUCGAAAAGGGCUAAACUUGUUUGCCUAGCGCAAUAAAAGAUAUAGGCUGUUAUUAUGUAUAGUUAUGUUCUUGCAAUUUCCUCAAAGGAUCAAGAGCUUUGUUUUGCUAUAUGAAAUGUUAAGUAUAUCAAUGCAAUGUAUAAAAUGUUUGGGGAAUAUUUUAAGAAUUGAAGACUGGUGAAAUUUUGCUGAAGAAAAUAUUGUACUGAAUUCAUAUUUUACCCCAAACUUAUGUCUUACAUUCAAAAACAAAUACUCUCCCUGUCUCCCAUGCUAAGGCAAUAUGCCCCAAACUAAUUAAAAUAGAUACAGAAGAAAGAUAUAAAUCAAUUACUAUUGAUUAUUGAAUCAAUCUUUGUUCAAAAAAAAAAAA
Messenger RNA from Chenopodium quinoa (quinoa), 1686 nucleotides. Its product is annotated as F-box/FBD/LRR-repeat protein At1g13570-like. Gene Ontology annotation, molecular function: protein binding. The record is from RefSeq and is a predicted model, not a curated record. The coding region runs from base 213 to 1349 and encodes 378 amino acids. NCBI's taxonomy places the organism in Eukaryota, Viridiplantae, Streptophyta, Magnoliopsida, Caryophyllales, Amaranthaceae. The transcript has 2 exons.